AUGAUGAACAUUUUAGCUUUGAGUUUAUUCAUAACUUCACUCACAACCGCAAGCAUUUUCUCACCAAAUCCAAAUCCAAACCAAAAACAUCAACAACAACCAAACACAAUCAUCAAAGAAGGACAUAGAGUUGUUGUCGUUGAAUAUGAUCAAGAUGGUCACCAAAACACCAAAAUCUCAAUCUCACCCGAGCAAGAUCUCACAAACAUCGAUUCAAGUUUCAUAGAAAACACCAAAGACAGAAUCAAACAAACCGCUUCUGUUCUUCCAAACAUCGGUCAAGGAAUCUCUCAAACUCAAGAUUCAUCAUCCUCUUCACAUUAUAAUCUCCACACUCCUAACGCCAGAGAUGCAAAAGAGCUUAUAUGCGAUGCCUAUGGGAAAUGCAAAAACAAAAUCUCAAACGCAAUGGAGAAAGCAAAAGACAAAGCUUCCGAGACAAUAGACAAAAAGAAAGAACUCGACAACGAUGUUGUGGAGGCUUUCGACAAGGCGAAAGAGAGAGUUUACGACAAAGCAAACGAGGCGAAAGAGAGAGUUUAUGAUAAAGCAAACAAUGUUCAUGAAUACACAAGAGAUUCCUUGGAAAAGGCGAAGGAAACGGGACAAACGGUUAAGGAACAUGUUGUUAGGAACGUGACAGAGGCGAAAGAUGGAGUGAAGAAGUUUGUGCCUUUAGAAAAUGUUGAAUCUGUGAUGAGGGUUGCUAAUUUGUUGGGAUUUGCGAGUGGUUAUGGGAUGUGUGUUUGGAUAACUUUUGUUUCAAGUUAUGUUUUGUCUAGGGUUAUGCCUAGACAACAAUUUGCUGUGGUGCAGAGUAAGAUUUAUCCGGUUUAUUUUAGGGCUAUGGGUUAUUGUUUAGGAGUUGCUUUGUUGGGUCAUGUUUUUGGACAUGGGAUGAGACAUGGUAAGAGUGGUGGAGUUUUGCAAAGUUGGAACCUUUUAGGUUCUCUUUUGGCUGUUUUUGUUAAUUCUCUUUACUUGGAGCCUAGAGCCACUAAGUUAAUGUUUGAAAGGAUGAAAAUGGAGAAAGAAGAAGGAAGAGGAAGAGAAGAUAUUACAACUGUUGAACGUAACAGAACAGAAGAGCAUCUAAGUUCACCUGAUCCUAAAAGAACAUAUGCAACUACAACUGCCAAUCUUGUUACAGAAGGAACAGAAUCUCCAGCACAAAGAACAGAUCACGAGGUUGUAAGAGCAAAGAUAAUGAAGCUGAAUAACAAGUUGAAGAAGUUGAAUUCAUAUUCUUCGUUUCUCAACAUCCUCAACCUCAUGUCUCUUACUUGGCAUCUGGUUUAUUUGGCUCAAAAUGUUCACCAAAUUUGCUAA
Vicia faba (fava bean) is the source of this 1329-nucleotide messenger RNA. The record is from the annotation of a GenBank genome assembly. Lineage: Eukaryota; Viridiplantae; Streptophyta; Magnoliopsida; Fabales; Fabaceae.